AUGUACAUCGACACUCCUGAUAGACUUACUGGUUACCUAAUGGAGUAUAACAAUACUCACGUUAUGGUAUUCAAUUCAAAAGACCGACUUUUAAAACGAGGUCUAAUUACUCACGACACAAGUUUACCUUUGGAACUUGCAGCUCGUUAUCACUUCUACCAUUUCAAACCGCCCAAAAGAGUCGAACUACCGAACACAGCACAUUUCCAGUGUUUUGCAGCAGGGCGUCCAAACCGAAGAGUGUUCGCCCGGUCAUGGGCGGUUAGUCCGGGGGAGGAUCUUCCAGUGGAGGUCCGUGAGAAGUACAAAGGAAAAGUGUGGGCUCCUUACCUAGGACUGCUCAACGACACAGAUGGAAUGUUCGAAAGGAGAUUCGGAAAAGGUGGAAGGGGCUCGAUCCGGGUACUCUAUGUCAACCGCCCUGAUGAAGUAUUUGAGCUCGAUCACGUCGACAACGUUGAAUACGAUUUCUGGGCGCCUGACCGACCAGCGCCAUGGAACCAUCCCACCGUCUCUAUGUAUUACGAUGAGUUUCCAAGUCGUGAAAUUAAAGUUCACAAUAGCGCAUGUGCGCGAUUCGCCCUUUGCGUCCGGGACGUGGUAGACAACGUGGUCUACGAUGAGAAAAGACAUGGCUCCACCAAGACAUGUUCCCUAUUGGUCAGCUCACCAUAUGGAGUGAUUCGGAGUCUCUAUCGUGUAGAGAUGGGAUGCUGGUACCAGCACGCAAUAAGAAGUGCCCAGCGUAGCAGGAAGCUGCUCAUUGAGAAUCCGGGUUCUACACUUUACACAAAGUUCACAGCGUCUGACGUUGUGCCAAUCGAAGCACCGCUACCCACUGAAGUCGUGGAUGAUGGACAUGAUGUGGAGGUCACUACGAAGUUCGUCUUUGAACAUGAUCACUUCGAAAAAGAAUGGAGUCGUGGACUCAGUGAUUGGGAGGAAAGGAUGGAAGGAGUACAAACUAAUGUUUUCUUUUAUAAUGUCUACUUGGGAAAAGUGAGAAUUCCCAGUGACUUGGUUAUUGUUAUCAUAAAGCUCGUGGAGAACCUGCGAAUGGAUUGUUAUGAAAGAAUGAAGACGGACCCGAUCAGCGUAAUUGUCAAGGUUCGCCAACUGAAAAACUUCGUGGAGAUGUGCAUGAAGCAUCCGGACAACGAGCUCUAUGUUGUUCAAUCGAUAGUGGACGUAGAGUAUGUGGAGUGA
Caenorhabditis remanei is the source of this 1206-nucleotide messenger RNA. RefSeq lists its product as uncharacterized. NCBI's taxonomy places the organism in Eukaryota, Metazoa, Nematoda, Chromadorea, Rhabditida, Rhabditidae. The transcript has 7 exons. The record is from RefSeq and is a predicted model, not a curated record. Bases 1 to 1206 code for a protein of 401 amino acids.